UCAAGGUAUUCCGAGCGGGUCCGCAAGGCGAGUACGAGCGGCGAAAGCAGCUGGGGGAGCUGCGAACGGGCGACCCGUUUCAGGACGAAACCGUGGGGACGCUGCAGAAGCUGUACGACGUGCUCAUCGGAUUCGGAGGCCACCCCGAGUUCCAACUCCAAAAGAGGAAGCGGCGGCCGGCUUUCUGGUCGCUGUUUAUGCGCAAGCCGCAGAGCCACCCGCCCAUGAGAGGGCUGUACCUGUGGGGUGGCGUGGGCACGGGCAAGACCAUGAUGAUGGACCUCUUCUUCCACGAGCUCCCCGAGUGGAUCACCAAGUCGAGGAUUCACUACCACGACUUCAUGCUCUCAGUGCACUCCAGACUACAGAAGCACAAGGGCACUUCUGAUCCCCUGGAGGUUGUCGCAACUGAAAUCACGUCUGAAACGAGAGUUCUGUGCUUGGAUGAGUUCAUGGUAACAGACGUUGCAGAUGCCAUGAUUCUCAACCGCCUCUUCAAGCAUUUAUUCGACAGAGGACUGGUGCUCGUGGCAACAUCCAACCGCCCCCCAAUACGCCUCUACGAGAACGGGCUUCAACGCGACCUCUUCCUCCCCUUCAUCGCUCUCCUCCAGUCUCAGUGUGUAGUGCAUGAGAUCCAGUCAAUGACUGACUACAGAAAGCUCACAGCGGUGGAGCAGGGAUGGUACUUCACAGGGCCGGGGGCAGCAGCACUGCUGGCGAAGAAAGUGGAGCUGCUGGUGGGAGGGGCGGAGCUGGGCCCUGUGGACGUGGAGGUGCUCAUGGGGAGAAAACUCCGAGUGCAACGAGCAGCCAAGGGAGUGGCGGCAGUCAAGUUCUUUGAACUCUGCGAGGUGCCUCUUGGAGCUGCUGACUACUUCGCCCUCUGCAAGAAUUUUCACACCAUAGCCAUGGAGGGUAUUCCCAUAUUUGGGGCAUCCAACAGAGGGGCAGCGUAUCGAUUCGUUACUCUAAUCGAUGUGAUAUACGAGCACAAGACCCGCCUCGUCUGCUCGGCAGAGGGCACUCCCUUUGAGCUCUUCGAGCGCGUGGUUACCAUCGCAAAUGCGCCACGUAAGACGGCCGCCAGGUCAGCAAGAUCCGAGGAUGCUGAUGUGGCAGUGGACGACGAGCUGGGAUUCGCCAAGGACCGCACAGUCAGCAGGUGA
Molecule: messenger RNA, 1169 nt
Organism: Closterium sp. Naga37s-1
Lineage: Eukaryota; Viridiplantae; Streptophyta; Zygnematophyceae; Desmidiales; Closteriaceae
Source: the annotation of a GenBank genome assembly